UUUACAUACAUAUAUGAGAGCAAGCCUUCUUGCGUUGCGUGUUGCGUGUAUACUGAACACUGUGUGCUGUGGCGUGGCACGAGCCUUCUACGCUACGGCAGGUUCUCUGCAUUAGAAAACAAUGUCGAGGAUUCUCAGGUGUUCGCCAAUAUUUCAACUUGAAAUUUCCUAUACGUAUUAAAUAAAAACGCGACAAAAUGGGAAGUUACGCGAGUCGAAUUGCAUCGAUGUCAAAUAGUGCAGUGCACUCAGUGUACCGUGGUCGUAAACGAAAGUGCAUCGAGGAAGAUGACUUCGAUUCUGAAUCAGAUUACAUUGAUCGUACCCUACAAACGCCGAAAAAGAGAAAAUUGCUGACAACAGCACAGUAUAUAUAUAAAACUCUAUUUCAAGAAGAAAAAGGCAGUGAUAUAACUGUGCUCAUGUUAGGAAAAGCAUGGAGAUUACAUAAAGUUUAUAUUAGCCAGAGCCCAUAUUUUGCAAGUAUGUUUUCUGGAUCUUGGAGGGAAGCGAAUGAGACAGUUAUCAGUGUGGAAAUUGCAGAUCCCAACAUUACAUUAGAUUCUCUUUUGACAGUCUUUGGUUCCUUUUACCAGGAUGAAGUCAGUCUGGAACCAAAGGAUGUCAUAUCAAUUUUGGCUACCUCCACUUUAUUCCAAUUGCAAGGGUUGAUCGACCAAUGCACAGACAUCAUGGUGGAGACGACAAACAUAAAAACUGUUGUCCCUUAUUACAAUGCUGCUGUAUCAUAUGGUGUACCAAUGGUAAAGACAGCAGCCAAACGCUGGCUGGAAGUAAAUCUUUUAGGAUAUGGAUGGCUGCAUCCAACUUUCUUGAAAGAAAUCACACCAGAUCUAAUGGCUGAGUUAAUUGCUAGCCCUGAUUUAAUUGCUAUGCAAACUGAGUUCUGUAUAUAUAUGAUGCUAAGAGUAUGGCUCUUCGUUCAUGUACACAAUAAAGAAGAAACAUUACAAAUCGAUGAGUACUUCCGGAAUCACAAAUGGACAGAGCCUUUUCUUAUAACGGAGGAAGGCAGGGAAUUCGCGGCGCCUUUCAAAGCACUGAGAAUGAAGUACCUUUUAUUACAUGAUCAAGAUGUUAAGAUUUUAUACAGCGACAAUCUGAUACCACACGAAUGGUUGCACAAUGCAUACAAGGAACAAUGGUUACAUUUAUUAAGAAUAGACGCGAAUAAAGAUCGAGGACCAAAACAAAUGAGUGAAGAGGAAUUCGCACGCGAAUGUUUCCGUUGCGGAAGAUGUAUUGAAAAGGUCGGUGAGCAUACUUGGAGAUGGACAGCGUUUCACUUUGGAUUAAAUUUGGUCGUGUGUUUGGAUAGCACUACUUUGAGGAUUAAGAGAAAUCAUAGAUUAGACACAGAUCUUAUUAAAGCUAAUCACAGCAAGCACAAUAUAAUUUUAAAGGUAAGUUUAAUUUCAUUGGAUGAACAACGUCAAGAGAAACACAUACAGAGUUCCGGUAUGCUUAGGUUAUUACUCCACAAAAAUGAAGAGAAACUAGUGAUGUCUUUGGACAAAGAACUUACUUAUCCGUUGUAUAUAUCGGUCAACAUGCAAGUUGUGACACCGUUUGUAUCCACGGAAGAGGAAAAGUCGGCCGACAUAGUCAUAUUCUCAGAUACUUAGCACUUCGAGAGUUCAAACAUACCGAGUCCUGACGAAUACACGCUUGUUUCAUAUACUAAUCCAAGCGUUCCAUUUUCUUAACACUUGAUUACGAGUAAGUGUUAUAAUGAUUAACGUUCUUUUUUUUAUUUUUUACUUUUACUCAGAACCAUUCGAAUUGAAUCUUUUUAAUAUGCAUUUUGUUAUCUGCCCGCAUAACGUUUAUAUUGUGGAAAUAUUGAUUUUUUAAUUAAACCUUCUACACAAACUAGUGAUCUAGUCGACUAAAUAUAAUCGCGGCAUUAAUACGAGACAAAUAUAACUUGUUUCGUUAGUACUUUUGGACCAGUGCAUAUUUAGAAACUUAUUUUUUUACAACAAGUAAAUUUGAAAAACAAGCUCAGAGAAAAAUCAUUAAUUGACGUUCGGUAAAAAGUAAAAGAUCUUCAAGAGAGCUUAAUUGUAAUUCUGACUCAGCAUCAGAAUGCAAGUAUCAUACAAAAUGCUACAGUAUUAAAGCAGUCGUUUGCUUUCACUGUCGUUGAUGCAUUUACAUAUUUAUAUCGCAACGAGGAUAUUGAUAAUCAAUUAGCCUAUGAAUUUGAAGUUGAGAAAUUUCAUAUGUUCACAUAAGAGAACACGUAGUAAAUGUAAGAGUGAAAUUAUAGACACGCUGAUCGAGUGAUUCUGUGUCUUCCGGUCAGCUAUCGAUAUGUCGACUUUCGUGCCUUCUGAAUAUCGAUUACGAAAGAGUAUUCUGUACAGAAUAUUCUAUUAUGACAAAAAUAGCGUCAGCCUUUUAUACGGUGUUUUUCAUUUUUGAAAUAUUUACUGCACGAUUACAUUUUUUCAACCGAUCAUCGCGCAAAAUACUCACGUUCCUUCGAUUCCAAUCUAUUCUACAUGGUGCUAUCAUUCGAUAAGUAAACAAUUUUUAUAUAUUUCACUUAAUAGAGACUAUAACAUAAGAACUUACUUCAAUUAGUGAUUAAGUCUUUUCUACAUUUAACGAGCGCUCUUAAUUCCUAAUUAACCUCUUGAUAGAGAAAUAUAAUGUGUUCUAACGUA
Messenger RNA from Megalopta genalis, 2693 nucleotides. It is a transcript of the gene gcl, whose product is annotated as germ cell-less. Gene Ontology annotation, molecular function: protein binding. The record is from RefSeq and is a predicted model, not a curated record. Lineage: Eukaryota; Metazoa; Arthropoda; Insecta; Hymenoptera; Halictidae. Gene Ontology annotation, biological process: germ cell development.